AUGGAAGAUUCUGACAACCAGUCUGAUGGACUCCUGUCCAAGCCUUCUGGUCGUCUCCCGGAUUACGUGAAGCCCGUCGACCACGAGGAAGCUGGCGUACGCUUGGCUAAGGACGUAUUUGAUCGUGACAAGAAUAUGAUCGAAAGUAGCGACGAGGACAGUGAUAAAUCCUUCAGCGAGGAUGACAACGUUGGAUUGGUUCGUGUCACCCCUGUACCCCAUGCGAUCUCUACUAACCUUCAGGUAGAAAAACCAACCAAAAACGUCAGCUUCCAGGAGAAGGAUAAGAAGCCCCGAAAGUCGGCCUUGAAGUCCGUCAUUCACCCCCAGACGAGCUUCGAUAUCCCAACCCCGCACUCACAGUCUGCUGCUGGCACUCCCUAUGGAUCAGAAGAUGAGGCCGAGAAGGAGGAUGUUCACAAAGCCCAACAAUUGAGUAUUUUCAUGUCUACCAUCGACAACCGUGUUCCUAACCGAUCCAUCCGGACGAUCGUCCGCGAGAACUUCGCAAGCAUGCAGGAGGAAGCAGACGGCGGUCGCCGCCGUCAGCGGAAGUAUCUGGUAGCACUUGACCUGAGUGAAGAAUCAGUGUACGCUCUCGAAUGGACCAUCGGUGCAGUUCUUCGAAAUGGAGAUACAUUGUAUGCCAUUUACGCCAUGCACGAGGACGCCAAUAUCUCCUCGGUGCAGGUUGGCGAGGGAGCCAAGGCCAUGAAAGACGCCAAUGCCGUUGUUGGCUCCCAAACGAAGGAAGUCAGCCAGGGCCAUAAUGUCGGAUCCCGCAAUCUCCUGGGCCGACUGGGACCAGUGGCUGUCAGUAAGUCAAGCUCUGCCGACUCUCGUGCUUCUCCUAUAGCAGAGGCAGAGCGGGUCAGAGCUGCCGAGUCCAUUUCCAAAACCUGCAUUCACCUGCUGCGCAAGACCCUUCUUCAAGUUCGCAUUGCUGUGGAGGUGAUUCACUGCAAGAGCCCCAAGCUCAUGGUCACCGAAGCUCUCACAACUCGCAGUGUUCUUCUCGGUUCCUUCUCCAACUACUUGCUAUCUAACUCUUCUGUCCCGGUGAUGGUCGCACGCCGCAAACUCAAGCGUCUCCCAUCUAAGGGAUCCCCAGCAUCAAAACUUCGCCUGUCCAACAACCUCCCAACUCCCAAGAGUCUAAUCGACGCCAAAGUGGAUUAA
Molecule: messenger RNA, 1179 nt
Organism: Penicillium maclennaniae
Lineage: Eukaryota; Fungi; Ascomycota; Eurotiomycetes; Eurotiales; Aspergillaceae
Product: universal stress protein family domain protein
Exons: 3
Coding region: 1-1179 (392 amino acids)
Source: RefSeq, a predicted model, not a curated record